Rhinichthys klamathensis goyatoka is the source of this 1843-nucleotide messenger RNA. It is a transcript of the gene gmpr, whose product is annotated as guanosine monophosphate reductase. Gene Ontology annotation, biological process: nucleotide metabolic process. Bases 64 to 1101 code for a protein of 345 amino acids. NCBI's taxonomy places the organism in Eukaryota, Metazoa, Chordata, Actinopteri, Cypriniformes, Leuciscidae. The transcript is spliced from 10 exons. Gene Ontology annotation, cellular component: GMP reductase complex. The record is from RefSeq and is a predicted model, not a curated record. Gene Ontology annotation, molecular function: GMP reductase activity.
UCUGGACCAGUGACUGCACCAGCCCGUCUCAGGAGAUUCUCAUCCGCUCUCAGGCCUGUCACUAUGCCACGGGUGGAUGCUGACCUCAAACUGGACUUUAAAGAUGUCCUUUUCAGACCAAAGAGAAGCAGUCUGAAGAGCAGGUCUGAGGUUGACCUGCAGAGGACCUUCACAUUCCGGAACUCAAAGCAGACAUACAAUGGCAUCCCGAUCAUCGCUGCUAACAUGGACACCACCGGCACUUUUGAGAUGGCACAGGUGCUCAGCAAGUACACUCUCUUCACAGCCAUCCAGAAGCACUACUCCCUGGAGGAGUGGAAGACCUUUGCUGCCAGUCAUCCAGAGUGCCUUGAGCAUAUCGCGGCCAGCUCAGGCAGUGGAGUGGCGGAUCUGGAAAAACUGUCCAGCAUCCUGGAGGCCAUUCCUCUCAUCCAGUACAUCUGCCUGGACGUGGCCAAUGGCUACUCGGAACACUUUGUGGAGUUUGUCAAAAAAGUUCGGGAAAAGUUUCCUAAGCACACCAUCAUGGCAGGAAAUGUGGUGACAGGAGAGAUGGUGGAGGAACUCAUUCUGUCUGGAGCUGAUAUCAUUAAAGUGGGCAUUGGGCCAGGUUCUGUGUGCACCACACGCAUUAAGACCGGUGUGGGUUAUCCUCAACUGAGUGCUGUUAUUGAGUGUGCUGACUCGGCCCAUGGACUGAAAGGACACAUAAUAUCUGAUGGAGGCUGCAGUUGCCCCGGGGAUGUUGCCAAAGCUUUUGGCGCUGGGGCAGAUUUUGUCAUGCUGGGAGGAAUGUUAGCGGGACACGAUCAAUGUGCUGGUGAAGUCAUUGAGAAAGAUGGCAAGAAGUUCAAGAUGUUCUAUGGGAUGAGCUCGGACACAGCCAUGAAGAAGUACGUCGGAGGGAUAGCAGAGUACAGGGCAUCAGAGGGCAGGACGGUCCAGGUGGCCUACAAAGGUGACGUCGAAAACACCAUCAGGGACAUCAUGGGUGGUUUGCGGUCCACAUGCACAUAUGUAGGAGCUGCCAAACUCAAAGAACUGAGCCGCAGGACAACCUUCAUCAGAGUCACACAGCAGUCUAGCCAAAUGUUCACCUAGUCCCACAGGCUAAACAAACAUGCACACUCACAAAUACAGAUUCACCAUUACUAGGUAAGGAAUAGUUCAGCUGCUAAUGCAAAUUGAAUUUUGGGUGAAAUGAGCAGCAUAAUUCUACCAUAAAGAGGAGAGGAAAGACAUUCAUGAACAUAUUUCCCUCUGUCUUCCAGUUUUCUGUGCUCCAUAGAUACUCAGGAACCUUGCUGUAUACAAUUUCUUUGGAAAACCAAUGUUGUAGCAUGGCUCAAUUUAGUUCAUUUACAACCUUUAAGUUCUUUAAAGUAUGCAAUGGGGUUGCAUCUGUACGAGAGGGUGAAUAAGGAAACAACUAAUAAGUCUCUUGACAGGAAAAUACUAGUGGUAUGAUUCAUUCUAACCCAUUCUCUCCCUAUAGUAUAGCAACUGAAAGAAAUGCAUGCUAGUGAAGAAUUUACACACCAGCAGAGAAUCUUCUCUGCCACUUUAUGCUCGCUCCUGCGUGUUGUGCUCUAAGUUUGAGUUGAUUUGUGCAGAGAUUGGUGCAUUGGUGUACUGUUGUGAACUAUUUCUGCUGGCCUGCUUCCUUUGUGAUUGUACAAUGGGUGUGGUGGGAUGUCAUAUCAGACCAGAGGAAUGUGAAACCUCCUGCACCUCAUUUCAUCAACAUGCCUUGUGCAGUUUAGAUGAGGUAGAAAAUACAGGAUUAAAUGUGUUAUGAGUAAAACAUUACAUAUGGAGGAAUAAACAUCUGAAUGAAACCUGU